Aspergillus brunneoviolaceus CBS 621.78 is the source of this 915-nucleotide messenger RNA. RefSeq names its product aromatic alcohol reductase. NCBI's taxonomy places the organism in Eukaryota, Fungi, Ascomycota, Eurotiomycetes, Eurotiales, Aspergillaceae. Gene Ontology annotation, molecular function: oxidoreductase activity. Bases 1 to 915 code for a protein of 304 amino acids. The transcript is spliced from 3 exons. The record is from RefSeq and is a predicted model, not a curated record.
AUGGCCACCGUCAGAAAAGUCGCUAUUAUCGGAGCCACCGGCACCCUGGGCUCGCGCAUCGCCAGCGCUCUAGCAGCCGCAGGCCACGAAGUCACCGCGCUGCAGCGCCCAGAAUCCAACAAAGCGGCCCCCGAAGGGUUGAGGGCCAUCAAGGUCGACUACCACAACCAAGCCGAAUUGAUCGCCACCUUUACCGGCCAGGAUGUCGUUAUCAGCGCCGUCCCCUUCCCCCAACUCACCACCGAGAAACCCAUCAUCGACGCCUGCAUCGCCGCCGGCAUCAAACGUUUCAUCCCCUCCGAGUUCACCACCAUGCUCGAGUCCCCACUCGCCAUCACUCUCCCCAUCGCGAGGGAGAAGGUCCUCAUCCGGCAGUACCUCACCUCCGCCCUGCCCGACCCCGCAGGAACCACCACGUGGACCUCCGUCAACAACGGCGCCUUCUUCGACAUGGCCCUGAAGUACGGGGUGCUGGGUCCCAACCCGAUCACCGGGAAAGCCGUCUUCCACGACGGCGGCGACAAGCCGAUUGCCGUCUCGCUGCUCGCGGAUAUUGCAGCCGCGCUGGUCCGGCUCCUCGAGGACGGCACGUUCGAGGCCGCGGCCAACCAGCCGGUGUAUAUCUGCUCCGCCGCGGUGACGGAGCGGCAGCUGACGCAGCUGGUUGCGGAGGUGCUGGGGACGGAUUUCGGGGCGCCGGAGGAGGUGUCCGUCAAGGAGCUGAUCGCGGAGUCAGACAAGAAGUUGAUGCAGGGGGAUCAGUCGGUGGUGGUUAAUUAUUAUUUUCAGAUGAUGUAUGGGGAGGGGUAUCGGGGUGGGGAUUUCAUGGAGUUCAAUUGGAAUGAACGGUUGGGGUUGAGAGUUAUGGGGGAGGAGGAGUUGAAGGAGGCUAUCCGGGGGAUUUUGAGGGAGUAG